Messenger RNA from Melanaphis sacchari, 1829 nucleotides. RefSeq names its product cell growth-regulating nucleolar protein. Gene Ontology annotation, cellular component: nucleolus. Bases 141 to 1751 code for a protein of 536 amino acids. Gene Ontology annotation, biological process: rRNA processing; negative regulation of transcription by RNA polymerase II. Gene Ontology annotation, molecular function: DNA binding. NCBI's taxonomy places the organism in Eukaryota, Metazoa, Arthropoda, Insecta, Hemiptera, Aphididae. The transcript has 5 exons. The record is from RefSeq and is a predicted model, not a curated record.
ACCACACGUUUACACUCUUCACUACACAUAACUACAUAGCACGUGCUAAUUCUUUACUACUUCGAUUCGAUAAAGAAUUAAAUUUAUUAUUUAAAAUUUGGUCAUUAAUUUUUUUUAUUUAGGCGGCGAAACGUAUCAUCAUGGUUGUAUUCACUUGUAAUAAUUGUGGCGAUUCAGUAAAUAAGCCUAAAGUGGAUAAACACAUACAGUAUGAAUGCAAACGUAAGAAUUUUGCAGUUAGCUUCUGUUGCGUUGACUGUUUAAAGGAUUUUAAUUAUGAGACUGUAAGAGAUCAUUGUCAGUGUAUAACUGAAGACGAGAGAUAUUCUGCAAAAGGCUAUGUACCUAAACCGUCAGCUGAAAAAGGAAAACGUAAACAAGCUGGUUGGGUCGAUAUUGUUCAAUCAGUAUUGAAUAAUAAAAAUUUGCCUAAUGAGCAAAGACAAUUUUUGAAUGUUAUAGCCAAGUUUGAUAAUGUCCCAAGAAAAAAAAAUAAAUUCCAGAACUUUUGUUUUUCUACAGCCCCUGCUUAUAGAAAUAAAGGAUAUUUAGUAGACCAAGUGUUUGAUGUGAUAGAAGCUGAGUAUAAAGCACAACUACCUCAGAAUUCAAAUGAAAAACCAGUUGAUAAUACAACAAAGGAUAUAGAAAAGAAUGAUUCAACUCAAAAAGAAUCUCAAGAAAUUAAAAAAAAAAUGAACAUUGAAAAUGACAAAAUAGUUACAAGUUUAAAUGGUAGUAAUGAAACAGAAGAACCACCAAAGAAGAAGAAGAAAAAAAAUAAACAAUCUCUUGAUACAGAAAAUUAUGAAACUGAAACAAAAUUAAAAGAAAAUGUUGAACCACUAACACAAAACAAAAAAAACUCAUUUCAAAAUAAUUCUGUUGCUGAAAAAAAAUCGGAUGUAAAAGAUACAAAUAUAACUGAAACUAAGUCUAGCCCAACUAAAAAGCCUAAAAAAAAUAAAAAAAAUGAUUCAAUUCAAGAGGUACAAGAAAUUAAGGAUAACAAGAUUAUUAAUAGUGAAACUAUUGAACAAUUAAAUGGUAAUUGUAAAAGUGAAGAAACACCAAAAAAGAAAAAAAAAAGUAAAAAAUCUCUUGAUGCAGUAAAUUAUGAAACUGAAAUAAUAGCAGAAAAAAAUGUUGAACCACAAUUAGCAGAAGCUCAGCCAAGUUCUUCUAAAAAAUCUAAGAAAAAUAAAAAUAAAUCAGAAAUAGAAUUAAAUAAUGAUCCAACUCAUAGUAUUGUUUCUAAAACUAAUGAGAUAUGUGAAAAUAAUGUAGAAAAUGGAAUUCUUCAAGAAAAAUCAGAAAUACAAAUGAGUAAAAAGGAGAAAAAAGAAAUGAAAAAGAAAAUUAAAUACCAACAAGAAUUAGCUACUGUUUCCAAUGGCAUUGUAGAAUCAAAUAAAGAACCAGUAUUAAAAAAGAAAAAGAGGAAGUUAAAUGACAAUGAAGAAACUGAAGAACCACAACAAAAAAUUUUAAAAACUGAUAUCUCCCAAGUUCCCGAAGUACAGUCUGGCCGUAAAUUUGAUUGGAAUGAAGCUAUAAAUCAAGUAUUGCAAACUAAAAAAAAUAAACCAAUGUCAUUAAGUAAAGUAAUGAAAAGAGUUAUGUGUGAAUUUCAUUCUUUGAACCAAACUAAUAAGUCUGAAAAUGAUCUAGAGAAGAUAUUUUUGAAAAAAAUAAGGAAAAUGAAAAAUGUCACGAUUGAAAAUGAUAAAGUACUAUUAGUAGGAUGUUAAUUUAAUAUUUUGAUAAUUUUGUAUUGUACAUUUCACUGGUACUAUAAUUUAAGACUAUUAAUAAAUAACAAUAUAAUA